CAAUAGUGAAAAGUGAAAAGCGUGUGUUCAUUGUUUACCAAAGCACAGUUAUUGCUUAUAAUUCACGUAGCGGGGAUUUGCAUGCAGACCGACCACCGUUUCGACGGUCGUCGUGCAACCCGUAAUCGCACAAUGCAGCGCGAAUGUACUGACGAUGGGAUGGAUACGGCCGACAAUGGCGAAGACAUUCCGUCCACAAGCAGUACAAAUUUAGCAUCCAGCAGUACAGAAUCUCAACACAGCGAACCUACCAAUGUGGGAAUAAAUCAACCACAGCAAAACGCUACCCAGCAUGAAUCUACAGGAUCCCCUAGCGGUGGUGCUGUGGGUCCAACAUCCGACAGCGUACGAAGCACGCCGAAGCUUAGCCACGAUCGUACGUCAAAGAAUGGAUCUCAAAUGCAACUCUCGCAGUUGGCACCAGCAGUUGCCAGCGGUACAGCGGGCCUUGCUGGCGCGAACAGUUCAGCAGUAGACGAUGGGGACACUAUUACCGUGAUCGAACGCCCGGUUAACAUUGAAACUUCCGAAGCAUCUAAAUCACCCCUAAGCGCAUCCACCACCGCCACUUCGAUGCGACUUAGCCUAUUGCCUUGGAAUAGCCAUAACCGAUCAGCGCUCCUUUCGGGUACAGGCAGUGGCAGUGGUAUGGCGGCCACAAUCGAUAUGAUGGCUGCGUCGGAUGGAACGCUGCGCCCGGGGGAAAUUGUAAUGCGUACCCUGUUUACAGACUUUACGGUGCAGGCGGAGAAGAAAAUUGAAAGCGUGUUGUUAGAUGGUUCCGACAAAAAUUUGCCAAAGCUGUUGCAGCGUGGAGAAGACUAUCAGUUUGAUCAGCUUCUGCAAGCACUUGGCUCGGUAGCGGAACACUGUCUACCGUCGUUGCUGAAGGCACUGCUCGCAUGGCACAAGCAUCAAAUAUGCGACAAAAACAUAAAACGAGACCUGCAAACGGGAGUAAGCUCCACCACACACCAUCCGGCAAACAAAUCAGGCUUGGACUUAGAUUAUCAACUGUUGCGGCGUGAGGCAGCAGUAGAAUUCAUUUUCUGUCUCGCACUCAUCGAGAUUCUGCGCCAAUUUCCGUUCCAUCCGGGACAUGACGAUAUAACUAAACAGAUUGAGAAUCUUGCCUUUCGCCAGUUUAAGUACAAGGAAGGUGCACAGACGGCACCGAACGCAAACGACUGCUAUCGUAUCGCUGAUCUUUAUGCGGAGGUAGUCGGUGUCCUGGCUCAGAGUCGAUUUUCCUCCGUACGGAAAAGAUUCAUGACCGAGCUAAAGGAACUGCGCAACAAGGAACCGAGCCCAUUCACGACGCACAGUAUUAUCAGCUUGCUGAUGGGAAUGAAGUUCUUCCGCGUGAAGAUGGCCCCCAUCGAGGAGUUCGAAGCAUCGUUCCAGUUUAUGCACGAAUGCGCACAAUACUUUUUAGAGGUAAAGGAUAAGGACAUUAAACACGCGAUGGCUGGCCUGUUUGUGGAAAUUCUAGUGCCCGUAGCAGCAACGGUGAAGAAUGAGGUGAACGUACCGUGCGUAAAGAACUUCAUCGAUCUGCUGUACUCGCAAACGCUGGACGCGUGCACCAAGUCUAAACACAAGCUGGCUCUGUUCCCUUUGGUGACGUGUUUGCUGUGCGUUUCACAGAAAUCUUUCUUUCUCAGCAACUGGCAUUGCUUUCUCGCAAUGUGCCUCAGCAAUCUGAAAAACAAAGAUCCCAAAAUGAGUCGAGUUGCGCUGGAAUCGUUGUACCGUUUGCUGUGGGUAUACAUUAUCCGCAUAAAGUGUGAAUCAAAUUCGGCCACUCAUUCUCGUUUACAAAGCAUCGUAAACUCACUCUUUCCACGUGGCUCAAAAGCGGUGGUUCCACGCGACACACCACUGAAUAUAUUUGUGAAAAUCAUUCAAUUUAUCGCACAGGAACGGCUCGACUUUGCAAUGCGAGAGAUCGUGUUCGAGCUGCUGUGCGUGGGUCGUCCGAUCAAGAUCAUUAUGACUCCGGAGCGAAUGAGCAUCGGUUUGCGAGCGUUCAUGGUGGUAGCGGACUCACUGCAGCAGAAGGACGGCGAACCUCCGAUGCCCCGUACGGUAGGUGUUCUCCCGUCUGGCAAUACGUUGCGCGUGAAAAAGACCUAUCUGAACAAAAUGCUUACCGAAGACACGGCGCGUAGUAUCGGAAUGUCAAACUACUUUCCACACGUGCGGCGCGUGUUUGUAGACAUUUUGCGUGCGCUUGACAUCCAUUGCGGGCGUCCCCUGAUGAUGACGGUAAUCCAGAAUCAAAACAAAGAAUUCGACGAAAUGUUGACUGGCGAACGGAAGCCACGCAUCGAUCUGUUCCGCACGUGCAUUGCUGCCGUGCCACGUCUUACACCCGACAAUAUGACUGGUCACGAAUUGGUCGAUAUGCUGUCCCGUUUGACGAUCCAUAUGGACGAGGAGCUGCGAGGCUUGGCCCAUCAAUCGUUACAAACGUUGGUGUGCGAUUUUCCCGAGUGGCGCCAAGAUGUGAUCCAAGGGUUCAGUCAAUUUUUGGCACGAGAUGUAGUGGACACGUUUCCACAGCUGUUGGACAACGGUUUGCGAAUGCUGUACGCAUUUCUAACCGUUUGGCGUAAUUUGCUCGGCACGGGAAGCAAUAGUAACAGUAACAACAAUACGCUUAACACAAAAGGAACCGGUGGAGCUACUUUAGCUCCUUCCGGGCAACUAGUAGGUGGUUUGGGUGGGAUAGGACGUGCAGCGAAUCAGCAAGAUUUGGGACUGUUAAAACCAAACCAUCCACAGACAGCUGUAAACGCAUCGCUCAACGCGGCUACCAUAAACUCCAAUUCCAGCGGAAGUUCGGGCAUUUCUUCCAUCACCCAAACGACCACCAUUACUGCGGGAGCUAUCGGGGGAGUUGGUACGAGCAGUAGUAGUGGCAUUGGUGGCACCGCUGGCGGAGGGAGUACUGAUUCGGCGACAGCCGGUAGCAGUGCAACUGGUGGCAAGAAAGGUCACGAGCUACCCUUAGCAACGACAAUGCAUAUGGUGGAAGGAUUAGCGUUGGUUAUGCUGUGCAACUGUCGAUCACAACCACGCAAGUUUGCGGUUAGCAUAUUGAAGGAGGUGAAAGUGUUGAAGAAGCUUUUGGGCAUUCCAGAAACAGAACCGGCUUUGAUUGAUGUUAUCGAUAAAUGCUGUCCGCAGGCUCUUGAGAAAUGUCUGCACAUGCUUCCGCAGACUGAUCGAACGGCAAUGCUGAACGCAAACGUGAUCGACCUGCAAUGGAUUGUGGACCGCAAUAGUGGCGUGUGGACAACCGGCCAUGUUGAGGAAUCAACCAAAGCGUCCACCUUGACACUUUGCCUAUCACAAUCUGCCCUUGGCCAAGCGUACGAUCCGUGGAGUGUGUGUUUGUUCGGAUUCAUGGAGCGGACGCGCGUUUUACAACAUUGCCCAUCGGUUGUGGCUCAAGCGUGGCCUAUAUGUUAUCAACGAGUAACGAGCUUGUUCAACGUGAUAGAUCCAACCCCAGUAAGUGACAAUCGUGCAUCAUUACUUCGUAGUUCGGCACCAACAAAAAAACCACCCUCUGAGGCACAACGGGACUCGUUGGCACAUCUGUGGAAAAAUCAGGUCGCAUUGGCAAUGCGCCUUAUUCCACAGAUGCCCAGUGUUGCCGUGCGAUGCGCUUCACCCGAUCUCAGCUUAAGUCUGCAUGAUCAGUCGGAUUCCCGCUCGUUGUCCGACUCGUUGGACAAUAUACCGUCAUCCGUGUUUGGACCAGAAGGAAUCGUGACACGCUUCACCCUACCUCUAUCCUAUGGUCGCAAAGAUGCCAGACAUAAGAGACAAGGCUCUUCUCCGGACUCGUUGUCAGCGGAUCGGAGUGACAAGUCUAGCGGGACAACUGCUUCACCCGUGGCACUUUACAAGCUGGUAAUACCGUUGUUACGUUGCGAAGUCGUCGAUAUACGAGAUGCGGCAGUUAAUGCUCUGGGGAUGAUAAACCAUGACGCGUUGAAGGACCUUAUGGAAGAACUCGUAGUGUAUAUCCGUGAGGCCAUCGAUCGUAAGCAGGAGAAUAUGAGGCGUCGCCGACGCCGCGAUGCACUGCGGUUGCAACUGGUGCGUGUACUUGAGAAGAUAGCAGAGAAUGGCACGUUCGGCAUUAGCCAAUUUGUGUUGGAACGCGAAACGAUGUCACUGCAUCCGACUUUUGUUGAGUACAUCGAUGGUGCCCGGCUGUACCUGGAAACGGAAACGGACGGCAAGGAUAGCAGCAGCAUGCGUGAGGUAAAGACGCACUUCUGCGACUUUAUACGAAAGAUGAUAAAAAACUUUUCGCUGGAAUCGUGCGGCACGCUGCUGUCACGUGAGCUCAAACGGAACCUUGUCAAUCUAUUUGUUGGCUGGAGCGGAACUGCAUAUGCGUUACCAUUUGCCCAUGGACAUCAUGGUUCUUCACACCAUCACGGCAGUCAUCAUGGUGUGGGCAGUAGCGGUAGCGGAGGUGGAAGCAUUAGCGGAAUUGGCAGCGGAGUCAGUGGCAUCGGAAGUGGCACCAUUGGUGCGAGUGUAUGGGGCAGCUCGUCUACCACGAGCGGUAUUGGUUCUGCGGGCAAUGCGUCCGUUGGCACUAUUGCAGCAGAAGAGGAAAAAUUACAAUUUAGCGCAUUACAGGCAAUGUCAGCUGUUCUAUGCUGUGGUCCAUGUUUCGAUCCUGCCCAUUUAGCGGAAGAUGGAGCAAUUUAUAGUUGGUUGGACAUGCUAAUGACUUCUAAAGACGAUAAGAUUUAUGAAUUGGCCAAAGAGACGGUCGUAUUACUGCUAGAGUCCAACCCCGAUAUAGGGCAGCUUCUUGAGUGGGUCAUCGAUCGCUGCUAUACGGCUUCUCCACGUGAAGCAGAUGCUUGUUUCUUAGCAUUGUCUGUUAUAUUCAGUGCAAGAGAAUAUCCUUGCGACCAUUACACAUCUGUGAUCAACGUAACGUUGCUGAUGACCGGCUGUCCUAGAGUGGAGGUUCAUUCGACGGCUCUUCAGUUGUUGCAGAUUUUGGAUAAACGUUUCUUCGGUAACGUUGGACCUUUACAUACGGAGAGUGACCGAGAACCCGAUAAAAUUGGCACAUUGGAUGCAGUAUUAAGCGGGGCAUAUUGUCGAUCCCAAAUGUAUCUGUCUCGUCAGAUAGCACGCCUCCGUCCUGAACUGACAAUGUCGAUGUUUUCUGAAAUAACGUAUAGAUUCCAAACAGCACGAGCCGAGGCGCGAGCACUAUUGUUACAGUGCUUGCUACCAUGGCUGGAAAAUGUGGAGCUUGUAGCUUCCAGCGUUCCUCCAGCAACUCCGUUAUCGUACAUCAUGUAUUAUCCCGAUUCUGGUACUAGGGGACGUCGUGAAGGAUCCGGCUCGACUGAAGCAACAGAAAUGAUUCUGAACAACCUCUUUUACAUUACAGCAAAGUUUGCUGAUUCACACCCGUACAUCGAGGAGCUUUGGGGUACUUUAUGUCAAUUUUGGCCCAACAACCUUAAAGUUAUUCUACGCUACUUGCUCAUCAUUUCUGGAAUGGCACCGAAUGAGCUGUUAGCCAAUGCGAAACGGGUUGCAUUAUAUUUGGCGCGUUCGUGCACUAACAGGCUGCUGGACGAACUGAUGAGCGAACUGCAAACGGUGGAAACACUGAACUGUUUAAUUGAGCGCACAGAAACGCCUCCGUUUUACCGCUUAACGAGCAUGAGAAAAGCAUCUAGCCACUCAGAUGGUCCAGCUUCCGGUAACAACGAUCCAAAGGUGCAGGAUGUUGACGUCGAAAAGGGAACUAUUCACACGAAGCGGCACAGUGGAGAAGAUCCGAUAAAGUCAGGCACGUGCAAAUCGGACAGUGCGCUUCGGACGUUUGCAAACGCCUACCGUCCACCGCGUGGGAGCGAUAAGAUACGCACUGCAUCUGGACCCUGUGUGUUGCCCCGGCAUGAGGACGUAAUGAUGAUGAUGAACGAACCGGAAAUGAACCAGGAGGAUAAUUUCGUGCAAAUACGCACCGAGCAACCGACCGCUCCCCAUCCACUUCCUAUGCCCGAGUACGGUGGAUAUUUUGCGCCACUUACCGAGUUUUUACCGGACACGAACAUUCCCAUCAGCGGUUUCCAUCGGUGCAAUGUGGCGGUCAUGCUGUUGACUGACAUCGUAGUCGAUGGUAUACCUGGCCUAGACUGGACGCUACACGUUCCGCUGAUGUUGCACAUUCUGUUUCUUGGGUUGGACCAUACUCGCAGAAUUGUACGCGAUCAUUGUAAGAAACUAUUGUUGAAUUUGCUGAUUGUACUGGCAGAGCAUAACGACCAUCUGACGGUAGCAAAGAUAUUGUUGAACAGUGAUACAUCCAAGCUGCGUCUAGGUAUCGUUGUGCCGUCGCUUCCCGUUAUUGAUCACAAUUUCACUGAACCCGACCAAGAGUUUGACAGUUAUCUGUUUGGACUAAACGGUGGUACCGGGCAGCAAUCGAUUCUUUCACCUGCCUCGAAUCAACCAAACGAGGAAACGCCGGCUGUACCGAUGAUCGUGACGGAGGAAAAUGCCCCACCCCAACCAGGGCCCACAAUGCCCACGGCGCACGUCAUUAAGAGUUUGAUAAAAUUCCUGUCCAAUGAGAGCAGCCAACAGCAGCCGCUGUGGAACUACGAGGACAUAACGGCGAAAGUUUGGAGCAUAAAGUCGGCGGAUCAGUUGCAGUGCUUCCUGCGACAUAUCGUGAAGGCGUUCACGGACAGCUAUCCCCACGCUCGAAUUCCGGAGCGCUGGGCACAGACCGCAUUGCAGCUUGGGCUUAGCUGCUCGUCGCGCCACUAUGCUGGGCGCAGUCUGCAAGUGUUCCGCUCGCUUAAUGUACCAAUCAAUUCGCGCAUGCUGUCUGACAUUCUGUCGCGGUUGAUCGAAACCGUAGCUGAGCAGGGUGAAGACAUGCAGGGCUACGUAACGGAGCUGUUGCUCACGCUGGAAGCUGCCGUUGACAGCCUCGAUUCCGAUUUCCGGCCAUUGGAUGUAAUGAAAGACAUCUUCAAAAGCACCCCGAAUCUGAACAACAAGGAAGGUGUGAUAUCGGGUAUGUACAGUGGCAGCAAGCGGUCUGCUGAUGGUGGCAUUGCUGGAGGUUCACCCGGACAAAGUUUGCACAAUGCGACGAGUGGUGGCCACACGCGCAGUACUAGCUACUCCAUCUCGUACUGCUCGCGAAAAGCGGCUAAUUCACCAAUCGACAAACAGAUCGAGUUGCGCAAUAGAAAUGCAGCGUUAGAAAUUGAACGCAACGCGGCAAAGUUCGGAGCUGGUCAAACUUCCCUGUCACGGUCGCGCAGUGCACAAAGUCUUAAGCUGCUGGGCGAUACGGCUACGCAGGAUGAUAAGAUGACCAUACUGGCACAGCUGUUUUGGUUGGCCGUAUCGCUGUUAGAAAGUGACUAUGAGCACGAGUUCCUGCUGGCGCUACGAUUGCUUACGCGAGUUCUUCAUCGGCUCCCAUUGGAUAGACCCGACGCACGAGACAAGGUUGAAAAGCUUCAACAGCAGCUAAAGUGGUCCACGUACCCGGGGGUGCACGCACUGCUGCUAAAAGGUUGCACACAUUCCGGUACGUACGAAGCAUCGAUUGCGCUUCUUUCGCAGUUGACUCCUCUGCUAAAUCUGCCAGUCUGUGAUCCAACGCAAAGCUGUGCUUUUCCAAUGAACGUGAUCGCUUUGUUGCCAUACAUGCUGCUACACUACGAGGAUGCUAAUGAGAUAUGCAUCCGAAGUGCGGAAAAUAUUGCACAGGUCGCGUCUGAGAUGGGGUUAAAGUUGGAGAAUCUAGGCACUGUCAUGACAUUGUACAGCAGAAAAACGUUCAGCAAGGAGUCAUUCCAGUGGACCAAGUGUGUGGUGAAGUACCUGUACGAUACGUAUGCCCACAUGGGUCUGCACAUGCUGGCGUUCCUAACGGAGGUUCUGGAAAAGGGUUGGGUACAGGUACAGCUGCAAGUCCUGAGCGUUAUUCACUGCAUGCUGCAUUAUGUGGAUCUGUCCGCCGUCACAAUACAACCGAUCGCUGGUGAUAUGUUGAGGAUAAUAUCGAAAUAUUUGGAUAGCCCCAACUGGAAGGAAGCGCUAAAGAUACUGAAGUUCGUGGUGACACGAAGUUCAAGCCUGCAAGUAGUUCCGCAAUCGUCAGAGGGUGGUGGCUCAUCGUUUGCUAAUCUGCAUGGAAGUUUUAGCGAUUCGGAGGUAUUCUGCAAAAAAGAACUAGCCGGACGAACAAUGGAAUUUUCGUUCGAUGUUUCGCAAACACCGUUGAUAGGGCGUAAGUUGCUCCUAAAGUCCGAUAACGAAACAAACGCAUCUUCCGCUACUGUUGGUGCUGGUACUCAAAUGGGUGCCAAAGGUUUCAAUGGUUCGAGUAAUGUGACCGGAUCUGGGGCCCACUAUGGACACGCUGGAACACCAAACUCGCCACGCCGAAGUGCCAGCUUAUCGCCGGCAGACACUACACCACUGAGCGGCUGGAAACGGCCAUGGAUGUCACAGGGACGUGUACGGGAAGGUUUGGUAAAUCUACUAACAACUUGCGGACAACGUGUGGGUCUUCCCAAGAGUCCUUCGGAUGAUAUCAUAAGCUCAUUGUACUCCAAGGUCAUUUUCAGCCAAUCAUCCGAUCUGCUAGAGCGCCAGUCUUCCGCCGCAUCGAGUACGGACGAAACGUCCGGUGCACAGCAAGACUUGAGCGGUGGUUCGAAACGCGACGACGGUGCACCGGACUUUGGUGUGUUCAAGGACUUUGACUUCCUUGAGUACGAGAGCGAAAGCAUCGAAGGCGAAUCGACGGAUAACUUUAACUGGGGCGUACGUCGUCGUCCACUUUCGGAGGGUGAAAACGAACCCCAUUCACUGUCUGCCGGUGGUGCGCGGACAUCGCAUUCGUCGAACAUUGACGAGAGCCUGAGUGAGAAAACGCCCAUAUUUAACCGCAGAAAGCGUCCCAAUGCAGAUGAUUCAUCGGACGAGGAGGUGGAAUCUGAAUCACCGCUAGACGAAGAACCACGACCAAUCUUUUCUAAAGCGGCCUACCUGAGCGGACCGCCAACGAGCUUGAGUUUGCGAGAAAGACGCCACCGUCGCGAUUCAGUGUCACGCAGCGAUACGAGUGGAUCAAGCGCAGGAGAUCUUGGCGAUAUCACCCCAUGCAAUGCAUCUCCACAUUUGCCUGGCAUGCAUCCAUUCCGCUCCGGGCCGAUACGGGAUGAAAGUGUUGACAUGUGGCGUCGCAAUCUGGUGGGACUGCUCGUAAACCAACCUUCUUCCCAUGCGCCCGAUUUGCUUAAUCAAAUGUUCCGACUGAUCAAGGAGCUGACGGUGCGUUCUAUCGCAAUUUCGAAGGAGUGUAUGCGAUACUUCACUGGAUGCGGAGUACAGCUAGGGCAUCGUAUUUCGGUCCUAUCGGACCUACUUGCCACGCGCGGUGAUCCACCGAAAAUUUGGUACCAUCAAAGCCUUGCGACGACGCCUCGUCUCUUUGAGAACCUUCGGUACGGAGUGUUGGAGGUGCAGGAACAUCUCGAGACGUUUUUCGAUCGCAAGGAAACCGUGUUGGAUAGUCUGGAUGAGGUGAAAGCGUCCUGCAAAUUGGCCCUCUUUACGUCGGAUAUUGAUUCAGCAAACGAAGGCACCGGAGGCUCCAGCGCAGUCGUGUCUCUUUCCACUUCAACGGAUCCUGCCACGGCCGAGUUAUUGCUCGAUCUGGGACGUGGACUGUACAAACUGAUGUUCCAGUUGCUUCUGCUAAUUGAGUCUGACCAUAAGAUAGCCAUUAGUGUAGUGCAGAAUUUGCGACAGAACGAACAAAUGCAAGAUCUUUCCAACCUGUACAUGUCCGUCCGAGGCGCCCUGCUGCGUUGCAUUGACGAUGCUGAGAUGGAAUCAUUGGACACAUCGACGUCAACUGAAGGAGAAAACACACCAACCCCAUCACCGGGACUCCCCAUGAACAACAGCGAGUUUGAGAACAUACUAGUUGAGCUGAUCGACAACCAGCGGUGGUCGGCAGCAAUAAAUCACGUUAAACAGCAUAAACAAAUGUCGAACCAUUCUGCAUCGAAUUACAAUCUUCCUGGUGUUACGGGCAGCGGUGGUGGUGGCAGUGUUGUUGGAGGAAGUGGCGGUAUCAUGUUCACCUCGGGCGGCAAUAGCAAUGCCGGCAUGUCUGCAUGCGCUGGAGGGGACGGCCUGUUCAGCAAUCUUGGCACGGAAUUUAAAACCAUUGAUGAUUUAUCGAUCAUAUUGAACGUUUAUGCCCAUAGGCUGACGAAGGAUAGAAACGAUGUGUUCAUCGUGUCGCGUUCGGAGUUUGAGCUGAGCGAAAUCUAUCAAAUUCUCAUGGAAAACCUGCUGCACGUUUCGUCUGCCCUGUCGAACAUGGAAAUCAGCAUGAAAGCCAACACAAGCUCCAGCUCCUCAACGGUGACAACGAUGACGACAAUACCCGCCGUGGUCGGCACCGGUGGCGGAAGUGGUGGAGGUGGCUCCAGCAUUACAGGGCUUGGUGUGGCAGGAAAUGUGCACUCAGGAUCUCAGGGCAACUCAGGUACGGGUUCGUUACUCAGCUCUACGCAAAGCGCAAGCCUACCACCACCACCGCCUGUACUGGCCCCAACAAACCCAUUCAAAGAUACAGUUGACAUCAUCACGACACUGUAAGCUGACCAACUGAUGA
Molecule: messenger RNA, 10726 nt
Organism: Anopheles maculipalpis
Lineage: Eukaryota; Metazoa; Arthropoda; Insecta; Diptera; Culicidae
Gene: fry
Product: protein furry
Exons: 25
Coding region: 82-10710 (3542 amino acids)
Biological process (GO): cell morphogenesis; neuron projection development
Cellular component (GO): site of polarized growth; cell cortex
Source: RefSeq, a predicted model, not a curated record